This is a messenger RNA of Exophiala mesophila, 1515 nucleotides long. RefSeq lists its product as uncharacterized. Gene Ontology annotation, molecular function: cis-regulatory region sequence-specific DNA binding; protein binding. Gene Ontology annotation, cellular component: nucleus. The transcript has a single exon. The record is from RefSeq and is a predicted model, not a curated record. Lineage: Eukaryota; Fungi; Ascomycota; Eurotiomycetes; Chaetothyriales; Herpotrichiellaceae. Bases 1 to 1515 code for a protein of 504 amino acids.
AUGCCGUCAACUCCUUUUACAACGACUCAGACCAAUGGCACGUUAGUUCAGCAGUCUAUACCACCCAAUGGCGUAUUGGCUGGUGAGCUGGCAGAGGAGGAAAGCAAUCAACAUGAUAUUGCAAGACGGCACCCGCUAGGAGUUCGGCCCAGUGGGAAUGCCCUCACUGCUGAUCAGAAUUCGUCUCGAUAUAUGGGUCUUUUUGCGACGCUGCCUGAUUCUCUUCUUCUGACGCUAUUAGAAUAUCUUGACGCUUCGAGCCUUGUUCAGAUUGGCGGGACCUGCCGUGCCCUGUUCGCAUACAGUACCUUUGAUCAGCUGUGGCGAGAUAUCAUUGUCAAUCAGGACCCUGCACCAUUGCAACAAGACGAUCUCAAGCGCACAUUCGCAUGGCGAGGCAGUUGGCGGGCAUCUCAAAGGCAGCUCCCCACGGCGGAUAUUCCACGAGUGGACUGUUCCAAUGUAUUCUCGGACGCUCUGCAUCGGCCAUUCCUUUGUUCGCAGAUACCCCUGUCGCCUUUCGUGUCUAACAUCCCACAUCAAAAUAAAAUUGCCCGAUUAAAUCAUAUGUCGGCCGAUGUCUUCAAUAGACAGUGGUCGGACCGGCCGUUCAUCCUUACAGAGCCAGUCAAAAAGUGGCAAGUGUACCAGAACUGGGAUACCGAAAAACUUCUGAACAAGUACGGUGAUGUGGUCUUCCGUGCCGAGGCUGUCGACUGGCCACUCAGAACGUACAUCGAGUACAUGAAUGGAACCGAGGACGAGAGCCCUCUCUACCUCUUCGAUAGGAGCUUUGUUGAGAAGAUGAAGCUCGAAGUGGGCAAUGACGCAGAUGCAGCGUUUGAGCCACCAGAAUGCUUCCAAGAAGACCUCUUCAUGCUGCUCAAGGAGCAGAGACCUGAUCAUCGCUGGCUAAUCAUUGGUCCAGAGCGGAGCGGCAGCACUUUUCAUAAAGACCCAAAUGCCACCAGUGCGUGGAAUGCUGUGAUACGGGGUUCAAAGUACUGGAUCAUGUUUCCCGCCUCAGUAUUGCCACCUGGGGUGUAUAUGAGCGACGACCAAAGUGAAGUCACCUCACCUCUAAGCAUUGCAGAAUGGCUGCUGUCGUUUCACGCCGAGGCUCGACAAACACCAGGCUGCGUUGAAGGAAUCUGUCAGGAGGGCGAGGUCUUGCAUGUGCCAUCCGGCUGGUGGCAUCUCGUGGUCAACCUCGCACCAUCAAUUGCAAUCACUCAGAAUUUCGUCCCUCGAUCUCAUGUUGGUGCCGCCGUCCGGUUCCUACGAUACAAAGCAAAUCAAGUGUCAGGAUUCAAAGAUGAUGUGACCGAUCCUGGCUCUUUGUUUAUGGAACGCCUCAAGGAAUUCCAGCCUGAGAUUGCCGCUUCUCUCGACGACUCGAUCGAAAGAAAGAGGAAAUGGGAAGAAGUAGUUGAAGCAUCUGAUCAAGACAAUGGGCGUGCAAACGGUGGUUUCAGCUUUGGUUUUGACGAUGACAUUGAAGAUGAAGAUGGCUGA